AUGUCGUGGCAAGCCUAUGUCGACGACCACCUUCUCUGCGACAUCGAAGGCAGCAAACUCACUCAUGCCGCUAUCAUCGGUCAAGACGGCAGCGUUUGGGCUCAGAGCGACGCCUUCCCCCAGUUCAAACCUGAGGAAAUAACUGGGAUCAUGAAUGACUUUAAUGAGCCUGGAACACUUGCUCCUACUGGAUUGUAUAUUGGUGGCACUAAAUAUAUGGUCAUCCAAGGGGAACCCGGCUUUGUCAUUCGAGGCAAGAAGGGUCCCGGUGGUGUUACUGUCAAGAAGACCAAUAUGGCUUUGAUCAUUGGCAUUUAUGAUGAGCCCAUGACUCCGGGUCAAUGCAACAUGGUAGUUGAAAGGCUUGGUGAUUAUCUCAUUGAACAGGAUCUCUGA
This is a messenger RNA of Sphenostylis stenocarpa, 396 nucleotides long. The record is from the annotation of a GenBank genome assembly. NCBI's taxonomy places the organism in Eukaryota, Viridiplantae, Streptophyta, Magnoliopsida, Fabales, Fabaceae.